AUGCAAAGAACAUUCUUACGGCAACUAUCAAGAUCCCAAGCCCGUCUAGGACUCUUUUCCAAAUCCUCCUCGCAGCCCGCCCGAGCUUCGCCACUUUUCACCCCACCACCAGAUUCAACUCCACAAGUAAGACCAUCCAAUGCUGGGGAUUUAUUCAAAAAGAAUGAUAUUUUGAUGUAUGCCGACAAACCCCUAAAUUACAUCGAAUCACUCAAACCCAAUGGUUUCCAUCUUGCCAAUACACUCUUAAUCACCUCUCCCAACAGCGCUGGAAAUGUGAAUGGGUUGGUAUUGAUCGAUACCGAGACAAUACUCCAACUAAACCCUCUCCGCUUCCAACCUCUACAUAUACAACUUAAGGGCCAGAAUGUGUUGAAUGUGUUUGAGAGGGUGCAUCCGAAACCCGAGAUUUUGGUUAUUGGAUUAGGGAAAAAGAGUAGGAUGUUGCUGGGGGAGAAUAGACGGUUUUUGUUGGAUUUGGGGAUUGGGUUGGAGGUGAGUCAUACUGCUAAUGCUGUGGAUGUUUUUGACUUGUUGAGUACGGAAAGACCACAUGUGAUUGGGGCGUUGAUGUUGCCUCCAAAUGUAUAA
Hemisphaericaspora subhashii is the source of this 591-nucleotide messenger RNA. RefSeq lists its product as uncharacterized. Gene Ontology annotation, biological process: mitochondrial respiratory chain complex I assembly. The record is from RefSeq and is a predicted model, not a curated record. The transcript has a single exon. The coding region runs from base 1 to 591 and encodes 196 amino acids. Lineage: Eukaryota; Fungi; Ascomycota; Pichiomycetes; Serinales; Debaryomycetaceae. Gene Ontology annotation, cellular component: mitochondrial inner membrane.